GUUGAUGUGUCUCAUUAUAACAGCCAAUGCAGCCGCCAUCCACGCACAAGCAAAGAAGCAUGUCCCAUUUAAAUACACCCACGCAGCCCCAGCGCCCUUAGCCGAUCGGGGCGCUCAGCCCACACGCACCGCUGCUCGGGGCUUGGAGAUCCGCGCAGGUUGGGCUCCCGGACCCGGCGGACCGACGCGCGGAGGAUCGGGAUCCGGCGCUGUGGGGCUGGGGUGGGCGGGGGAGGCUGGGCCCGGGGCCUCUGGCGCGACACCCGCAUGAGGACGCGAGUGAAAUAGACCAAGGUGGAAUUUCCAAGGGAAAAGCUUCGGGGUGGUUUUGGUCCAUUUCUCCAGCGAAGAAGUAGACAUGGCGAGCGACUCCCCGGCUCGAAGCCUGGAUGAAAUAGAUCUCUCGGCUCUGAGGGACCCCGCAGGGAUCUUUGAAUUGGUGGAACUUGUUGGAAAUGGAACAUACGGGCAAGUUUAUAAGGGUCGUCAUGUCAAAACGGGCCAGCUUGCAGCCAUUAAGGUUAUGGAUGUCACAGGGGAUGAAGAGGAAGAAAUCAAACAAGAAAUUAACAUGUUGAAGAAAUAUUCUCAUCACCGGAAUAUUGCUACAUACUAUGGUGCUUUUAUCAAAAAGAACCCACCAGGCAUGGAUGACCAACUUUGGUUGGUGAUGGAGUUUUGUGGUGCUGGCUCUGUCACCGACCUGAUCAAGAACACGAAAGGUAACACGUUGAAAGAGGAGUGGAUUGCAUACAUCUGCAGGGAAAUCUUACGGGGGCUGAGUCACCUGCACCAGCAUAAAGUGAUUCAUCGAGAUAUUAAAGGGCAAAAUGUCUUGCUGACUGAAAAUGCAGAAGUUAAACUAGUGGACUUUGGAGUCAGUGCUCAGCUUGAUCGAACAGUGGGCAGGAGGAAUACUUUCAUUGGAACUCCCUACUGGAUGGCACCAGAAGUUAUUGCCUGUGAUGAAAACCCAGAUGCCACAUAUGAUUUCAAGAGUGACCUGUGGUCUUUGGGUAUCACCGCCAUUGAAAUGGCAGAAGGUGCUCCCCCUCUCUGUGACAUGCACCCUAUGAGAGCUCUCUUCCUCAUCCCCCGGAACCCGGCGCCUCGGCUGAAGUCUAAGAAGUGGUCAAAAAAAUUCCAGUCAUUUAUUGAGAGCUGCUUGGUAAAGAAUCACAGCCAGCGACCAGCAACAGAACAAUUGAUGAAGCAUCCAUUUAUACGAGACCAACCUAAUGAGCGACAGGUCCGCAUUCAACUCAAGGACCAUAUUGAUAGAACAAAGAAGAAGCGAGGAGAAAAAGAUGAGACAGAGUAUGAGUACAGUGGAAGUGAGGAAGAAGAGGAGGAGAAUGACUCAGGAGAGCCCAGCUCCAUCCUGAAUCUGCCAGGGGAGUCGACGCUGCGGAGGGACUUUCUGAGGCUGCAGCUGGCCAAUAAGGAGCGUUCUGAGGCCCUACGGAGGCAGCAGCUGGAGCAGCAGCAGCGGGAGAAUGAGGAGCACAAGCGGCAGCUGCUGGCCGAGCGUCAGAAGCGCAUUGAGGAGCAGAAGGAACAGAGGCGGCGGCUGGAGGAGCAACAAAGGCGAGAGAAGGAGCUGCGGAAGCAGCAGGAGAGGGAGCAGCGCCGGCAUUAUGAGGAGCAGAUGCGCCGGGAGGAGGAGAGGAGGCGUGCGGAGCAUGAACAGGAAUACAUCAGGCGACAGUUAGAGGAGGAGCAGAGACAGUUAGAGAUCUUGCAGCAGCAGCUACUGCAUGAACAAGCUCUACUUCUGGAAUAUAAGCGCAAACAACUGGAAGAACAGAGACAAGCAGAAAGACUGCAGAGGCAGCUAAAGCAAGAAAGAGACUACUUAGUUUCCCUUCAGCAUCAGCGGCAGGAGCAGAGGCCUGUGGAGAAGAAGCCACUGUACCAUUACAAAGAAGGAAUGAGUCCUAGUGAGAAGCCAGCAUGGGCCAAGGAGGUAGAAGAACGGUCAAGGCUCAACCGGCAAAGUUCCCCUGCCAUGCCUCACAAGGUUGCCAACAGGAUAUCUGACCCCAACCUGCCCCCAAGGUCGGAGUCCUUCAGCAUUAGUGGAGUUCAGCCUGCUCGAACACCCCCCAUGCUCAGACCAGUCGAUCCCCAGAUCCCACAUCUGGUAGCUGUAAAAUCCCAGGGACCUGCCUUGACUGCCUCCCAGUCAGUGCACGAGCAGCCCACAAAGGGCCUCUCUGGGUUUCAGGAGGCUCUGAACGUGACCUCCCACCGCGUGGAGAUGCCACGCCAGAACUCAGAUCCCACCUCUGAAAACCCUCCUCUCCCCACUCGCAUUGAAAAGUUUGACCGAAGCUCUUGGUUACGACAGGAAGAAGACAUUCCACCAAAGGUGCCUCAAAGAACAACUUCUAUAUCCCCAGCAUUAGCCAGAAAGAAUUCUCCUGGGAAUGGUAGUGCUCUGGGACCCAGACUAGGAUCUCAACCCAUCAGAGCAAGCAACCCUGAUCUCCGGAGAACUGAGCCCAUCUUGGAGAGCCCCUUGCAGAGGACCAGCAGUGGCAGUUCCUCCAGCUCCAGCACCCCUAGCUCCCAGCCCAGCUCGCAAGGAGGCUCCCAGCCUGGAUCACAAGCAGGAUCCAGUGAACGCACCAGAGUUCGAGCCAACAGUAAGUCAGAAGGAUCACCCGUGCUCCCCCAUGAGCCUGCCAAGGUGAAACCAGAAGAACCCAGGGACAUUACCCGGCCCAGUCGACCAGCUAGCUAUAAAAAAGCUAUAGAUGAGGGAGAAAUGGAUCUGACGGCAUUAGCCAAAGAACUAAGAGAACUCCGGAUUGAAGAAACAAACCGCCCAAUGAAGAAGGUGACUGAUUACUCCUCCUCCAGUGAAGAGUCAGAAAGUAGCGAGGAAGAGGAGGAAGAUGGAGAGAGCGAGACCCAUGAUGGGACAGUGGCUGUCAGCGACAUACCCAGACUGAUACCAACAGGAGCUCCAGGGAGCAACGAACAGUACAAUGUGGGAAUGGUGGGGACGCAUGGGCUGGAGACCUCUCACGCAGACACUUUCAGCGGCAGUAUUUCAAGAGAAGGAACCUUGAUGAUUAGAGAGACGUCUGGAGAAAAGAAGCGAUCUGGCCACAGUGACAGCAAUGGCUUUGCUGGCCACAUCAACCUCCCUGACCUGGUGCAGCAGAGCCAUUCUCCAGCUGGAACCCCGACUGAGGGACUGGGGCGCGUCUCAACCCAUUCCCAGGAGAUGGACUCUGGGACUGAAUAUGGCAUGGGGAGCAGCACCAAAGCCUCCUUCACCCCCUUUGUGGACCCCAGAGUAUACCAGACGUCUCCCACUGAUGAAGAUGAAGAGGAUGAGGAAUCAUCAGCCGCAGCUCUGUUUACUAGCGAACUUCUUAGGCAAGAACAGGCCAAACUCAAUGAAGCAAGAAAGAUUUCGGUGGUAAAUGUAAACCCAACCAACAUUCGGCCUCAUAGCGACACACCAGAAAUCAGAAAAUACAAGAAACGAUUCAACUCAGAAAUACUUUGUGCAGCUCUGUGGGGUGUAAACCUUCUGGUGGGGACUGAAAAUGGCCUGAUGCUUUUGGACCGAAGUGGGCAAGGCAAAGUCUAUAAUCUGAUCAACCGAAGGCGAUUUCAGCAGAUGGAUGUGCUGGAGGGACUGAAUGUCCUUGUGACAAUUUCAGGAAAGAAGAAUAAGCUACGAGUUUACUAUCUUUCAUGGUUAAGAAACAGAAUACUACAUAAUGACCCAGAAGUAGAAAAGAAACAAGGCUGGAUCACUGUUGGGGACUUGGAAGGCUGUAUACAUUAUAAAGUUGUUAAAUAUGAAAGGAUCAAAUUUUUGGUGAUUGCAUUAAAGAAUGCUGUGGAAAUAUAUGCUUGGGCUCCUAAACCAUAUCAUAAAUUCAUGGCAUUUAAGUCUUUUGCAGAUCUCCAGCACAAGCCUCUGCUAGUUGAUCUCACGGUAGAAGAAGGUCAAAGAUUAAAGGUUAUUUUUGGUUCACACACUGGUUUCCAUGUAAUUGAUGUUGAUUCAGGAAACUCUUAUGAUAUCUACAUACCAUCUCAUAUUCAGGGCAAUAUCACUCCUCAUGCUAUUGUCAUCUUGCCUAAAACAGAUGGAAUGGAAAUGCUUGUUUGCUAUGAGGAUGAGGGGGUGUAUGUAAACACCUAUGGCCGGAUAACUAAGGAUGUGGUGCUCCAAUGGGGAGAAAUGCCCACGUCUGUGGCCUACAUUCAUUCCAAUCAGAUAAUGGGCUGGGGCGAGAAAGCUAUUGAGAUCCGGUCAGUGGAAACAGGACAUUUGGAUGGAGUAUUUAUGCAUAAGCGAGCUCAAAGGUUAAAGUUUCUAUGUGAAAGAAAUGAUAAGGUAUUUUUUGCAUCCGUGCGAUCUGGAGGAAGUAGCCAAGUGUUUUUCAUGACCCUCAACAGAAAUUCCAUGAUGAACUGGUAACAGAAGAGCACUUGGCACUUAUCUUCAUGGCGUUAUUUCUAAUUUAAAAGAACAUAACUCAUGUGGACUUAAUGCCAGUCUAGAGGCAGAAUCAGAAGGCUUGGUUGAACAUAUCGCUUUCCCCUUUUCCUCUCCCUCCGCCCCUCCCAAUACAGUCCAUCUUUCAAUGUUGCAGCCUGGUUGAGAAGGAGAGAAAAAGGUGGCAGGAAUUUCCAGGAGAUCCCCAAGAAUGCUGCCUUGUCUAUGGACAAAGAUGGACCAUGUGCCCUUCGGAGUUAAGGAUAGAAACAAAUAUUGUGUGCUCUUAACGAUUAAGCUGUGUUAUGGUGGGUUUUCAGGUAUUUACCUUUUUUCUUUACCCCUUUACUCUGUAAGAAUGGGGAAAGAAUGCAUACUGAGAAAAUGAGUCUGUUUUUAAUUCUGUCUGCCUACUAGUUUUAAGUAUAUGGUAUGUUGUAGAAUUUCCAAUUUCCAGUGACGAGAGACAGCACAAUAAAUAUACCUUAUCUCCUUAGGCUGAAGGCCAUAACUACAUAGUGGAGUAAUUUAAGAACUCUCUUGCCUUCACCAACCCAAAAGGUUGCUUUUUGAUAGCAACCGGCUAAUGAAUUUUUAAAAAGAGAAGAAAAAUACUAGUUUUCCCCUCUUUUGGGAAAUAGAUUUUAAAUGGCUAAACUACUAGCCUUAAAACUACUAGUCUAAUAAAAUCAACUACCACUUUUGUGAAUCUGACAGGCCAUAUUUUUAUAUGGCCCUUUACACAAUGGAGUGUGUUGAAUAGGAUACUAAUGCCAUUGAGUUGAGCUGGCCUAGUGAUUGAGGGACUCUCUAACACAACUUUCCCUCAGCUAUUAUGCAACAGAUGAGGGCAAAAAGAUGGGAUGACAGAUGGGGUCAGACAGAAAGAGCUUCUGGGAAACAAGCUUACAUAGUCUUUUUUAAAAUGCACAAAGCCUCCCGGCUAAGAGGUCACCUGGUUUGGGCUUCAUUAGGACUGAGACUUUGUUGAGUUCUUGCUGGGACUUGGGGAGUGGAUGAUAUUCAGGCUCUGAACAUUCCCAGCUCUCUCCUGAGGGUGCCACUUUCUCAAGAUGAAAACUGUGACUGAAAAAUUAAUAAUAAAUGUUUCUGAGCUGCCUGUGUUCUCCCUGGGUGGGUGAGAGAAGGGACUAGACUCCUAAGCCUGCCUCAGAUACAGGAGGCAUCAUUGGCUCCAGUUUUAGAGAACUUGAAAGCAAGGCUUUGGACAAAAUUUUGAGACCCUAAUCACUUUACCUUCCUCCAAAUUACCCAACAUACGGUAAACAACAUUUGUGCAAAAAUAUGUAUGUAUUUAGUUCAGGUUGACUUGUGUCCUUAUAAACUCUUACUCAAAUGAUUUGAACUUUUACGCGACUGGGAUUUUUUUUUUCCAAAGCUACAAGCAUGGCCGCCUGUGGUAUCGAGGUGUUGCAAACAAUAUCUGUGUUGCGCUUCCUGUUUUAACCUACCUCGUUUUGUUUGUUUUUGUUUCACUGUUCAUCACAGCAGUGUUAUCUCCAGGAGACAUAUAGAGAGCUCAACUGGCAAUCUCAGGUGCAUUUAACAUUUUUAAAACGAAACAGUAGUUGACCAAAUUUUUCUUCUUAAAAAAUUGGAGGUGGGGUGAAUCCAAUGACAAAAACUAAUGUGGCUUGUUUCUGGAGAAAAUAAUUACUGUAAACGGAUCAAAAAAAAAAAAAAACUAUGAUCCUACUGAUUUUGUCUAAAUACACGAGCAGCUAAUGUACUAUUAAUGAGAACGAAAUACACAUUAGGAAAAGGGAGCCAUUUCAAUCUAGUGGUUUGGGCAAGAUGGGGAAGAGAAGGGGAAACAUUCUAGUUUCUGGAUUACAUUAUUAUGCCCCUCCUUAAAAGGUGGUUGUCAUUUGCAUUUAUUUAAAGCGGGCAAUAUGCAGGAAUGUAACUGAGGAUUAUCUUCAGGCAAUCAGCAAGAUAUCCUCCUCAUGGUCCCUUUAGCUCUCAAAAGCAAUGAAAUCCUCCUGUUCUCAUUUUUACUGCUGUGGUUGUGCUGCUGAACAAUACUAUCUUCUCAAAUUCCAUGCCACAAAUUCAGCAAUAACUUUUUGGAUUGAAUUUAACAACUACUGUAAUUGGAUGCUGAUGUGGACAAAAUAUAUUGAUUUCGAUUUCACUCCCGAAUGUGAUUGCCACCAGCUCUUUAUAUUGCUGCUGUGGUAUUUUAAACCAGAAGCUUCUUUAAAUUAUGUUGCAAACUGAUCUUUGUUUUUAUGUUUGUUUUGUUUUUAUUUCUAAGUGAUAAGUUUGAAACACACAGCUUUAAAUGAUUUUUUUAUUGUGGGAUUUUGGGUACAGUUAAGAAAUAAAAGGGAAUCAUUGUGUUUAAACAUAAGGUAGUUUGUGAAUGUAUUUUUUAAAAUCUAGAUUCAUUGAAACAAAUCAUAAGAAAACAAUAUUAAUGCAGUCUUGUUUACAGUAUGUACAGUGACAUAACAUAGAACAUGAGCUUUUCUGGUGCCAACAACAAUAAAACACAGACGUUAAACAUCAAGCCAUGCCUUUUAUAUUUUUGUACUAAUAUUUUACACUGAGUACAAGGCAAAUCCAAAUUUAAAUGGGCCCCCCAGAAAUCUGUGCUCUUUUAAAGAAUUCAAUGAAGCUUUUAUCUUCAAAAAUAAAUUUUCCUCCAGCAAGACAGACCCCAGCCCUGACAUAAGGAGGCCCAGAACAUGCAGAAUACGUCAGAAUGGUGUCCUUGUGGCUCAUCCAAACUUUCUGAAUUGCCUUAAUUCUUUUUGGGGGUAGGGGAGGAAUGGUUGCUUUUCAUCCAUUUUUAUAGCAUCUCAACAAAAAAUUCUUUAGUUUUGAUCUUUUCAUAGGUGAUUUUGUCUCUAGAAAUUGGCUCAUUUUAUUUUUAUUUUCCUACAAACAGAAACUGGAGAAACUGAGCCCUCCCCUCAGAGUAAGUUUCACUAGAUCUGCCAGUUCUUUCUUACUGCUCUAAAUUAACAAUCAUCCAGUAAAAUCUACUGAGCCUGCCCACACCAUAGUCUGGGUCUGGGCUCUGACAGGUGACCAUCAUUCCUGGGUGCCAGUCAAGGAUACUGUAGCAUGGAUUCCUGCAUCCAGUGGUGGUAGGAAUGGAUGACCUGUGAAGUUCCCUCAAAUAAUGAGGCUCUUCCCCCUGCCAGUUCCAGCCAGACCACUGUCAUAACACACAAUGCAAAUGAAGACAGCUUUCACUAAGUUCCACAUAAAAUCGAACAGCUCUAUUUUAGAUAGAUCUCAUUAUUUUUUCUUGGAGACUUCUAAACAAUCCUUCAAGAAGACCUAGAACUAUUAUUUUUAUUAAACAGGGUAUAUUAAGUUAUGGGUGAAAUCUCACAAGGCCACCUGGACAGGGGCUCCAUUUUUCUAAAACUUUGACAUUGUUUUCUAGGGUGCACUCCUAAUAUACUUUGCAUCAAGUACAUGUUUUUUAAAAACACCUUAGUUCCUGGUUGUCAAAACCUACUAACAAUUUUUUGUCUGUUCUUGUGACUCAUUGGUAAUUGGUGUCUCUGGUCCCUCCUGUCCAGUAGAUUAUUAGAAAGAUGUGAAAUUCAAGCCAGAACCAUUCGCUGCCAGAAAAGGAAGUGGCUAAAGUCUCACAUUCCACGAAGUUUAAAAAAAAAAAUGCUUUCCCUACUAUUAUGUGUACCAGUUCCCGUCACUGUAUUCUUGAAACUUGGAAGAGCUCUUUGUGUUAACAGUGUGUGCUGUCUUUGAAAGUCUGCUUGAACAGGCAUCACUUGCAUUUGUGCUGAUUGCUUUAAGAUGUAAGAUGUGCUACAUUAUUUUUAAGAAAGAAGAUAGUGAUUGAUAAAACUUUAAUUUUAACCUACUGCAGGAGAACAUGAGAAAAUCCACAGCAUGCUGAUAACAAUUCUGAAUGACGCUACUAUGCUCUUUAUAUUCCAGAAUCACCACUGAUAACCAUGUUCUGAUCAUUUCAACAGUCUCUAACUUGUUAGUUACCUUUUAGUUCAUUCUUCAAAAUUUAAAUCUAACCAAAUCAAGCAAAACAUAACCAACCAACCAAAAACUGACCUCCCCUGAGACUACAUAGUUGUAACAUAAAUCUAAAAUCCAAAAGUCUAAAUUUGAUUUAAUUUACCUAAUAUUUCUCAUAAAUGCUACUAUAUCUCUUUGGUCACUAUGUAUCAGGAACCCUAAAGUAAGCUGUCCUUUCAUGGAUCUUAAAUAAAUUGGGUAUAAAAUUGAUCACUUUUCAGGAGUCCCAGCAAAGAAGAAAACCUCUCGAGAAUUUGCAAGUUCAAAACUGACAAUUUGUAUAUUCCUACCAAACAUUUUCUAGGUUGUUUUUAUUUCUACACCAUUAUUCUGGGAAUUCUUCCAUUGAUAACUAGAAUAUUCAACAAUUUGCUUAGCGUUAAACAGUGUGAGAUCAUAACCCUGUGCUUUGGACUUUAUUCUUCUAGACCUGCCAUUCCAGGAAGUGCUAGAAUAAAAAUCCCCAUAAAAGCAUUUUUAAACAAAAAUCCCUGGGUAAUGUUUGAGUUAUUUUAAAUCCAGAUCAAAAUCUUGGACUCUUCUGAGUCCAUGAUGACAAAUGUUUGGAUGAAAAGUAGAAAAUACAGUUAAAAAUAAAAAUGUCCUAAAGUUUACAGAUUUUUGAGUUUGUGUACAUAUCUUCAAACUCACUCCUUGCAUGAUAGGGCUUGGUUUUAAUGGUUUAUUUUUAUCAGCACCAAGUUGCAUUGCACUAUUGAGGCUGAGCAAAUGCUGGUGGAAAGGUGAGUUUUCAUUUCCGGCAAUGGAUCAUUAUUUGUACAUCGUAAAUAUCAUGCCCAGCUACCCCUUUCCCUUAUCUCUUCCCCUGGGAUAAGUGUUAAGGAAUAGUAAUACUUAUUAUGGUAUGUUUAAGAAACCUUGGCCAUUACCCUGAAUCAAAACUUCAAAUGUUAGGUGGCAGCAGGAAACAAAAGAUUACAGCUUGAAUGAAUUUUUAAAAUUGAAUGUUAUAAAACUAUUUUUGAACGUUUUAGCUGCCUUAUUUAUGUUAAUAUAACUGUAGAGAGAUGCCAAAUGUAUAAUAUCAGAAGGGAAAACUACGAUUUUGCUGUGCCUACAAUUGUUUACAUUUUUUAAAUCUUCAGUUUUCAAAAGUAUGUUAAAUUGUCAAAAAUUUGCUAAAACUGGAUUAUAACCUCACCUGAGAAUGAGAGAAGAAAAUCUUCCUGGCAUAUUUUCCAGUCUGAAACUUUUGGUUACUUUCGGGUAUUUUUUUUCUUGCAUACAAAAAUCAUUGAGAAAGUACUUUCUACAGUUAUUCCAAGCAGUCAUUAAAAAUGAUUUGAUAGGUUUCCCCACGUGGUCACUACCAUGCCCUGGAAUAUCAUAUGCUAUUUUUGUCAAAAUAUGAAUAAUAAAACAUUAAUAGUAGGAUGCCUCCUUGUUCCUCAUUGCCACUUCCAAACUAUUCUUCCUUCCUCCUCCUGAACACUCAUUGUUUUGAAGCUGUUGACAUCAGCCUCUCAAGUCCCUACAUUACCCUCUUUUACUCCUUCUCAUUGCUCAAGAAUUUUAGAUUUUGGCUCACUGUUGCUCUCUUUACCACCACCCUGUCAUCAUUCUUGAUUAUUUCAAUAUCCACUUAGACAGUCCUACAAAUACCCUGGUUUCUCGGUUCCCUGAUCUUGACCAGUGAAACUUAACAUUACUAAUUACUGCAUCAGCUCCUUAAGUGAUAGCAGACAAUUCUUAUUUGCUCUAGGUAAAUCCCAUUCAACCUCAUCAAAUAAAGAUCAUUGCCCCAGAAACUGAAUCCUCUCUUCUGCAUCCCCUAUUCUGUUCUAUUUCACUGUAUUUCGAGUUUCAUUGUAUUCUGCAGUGAUCUCGCUGUGUUUCUGUAUGCUGCAGUAUCUCCAGUCUUAAACACCCUCCUUGGCUCCAUUACCCUCUCUAAGUGAAUCGGCCCAAUAGUCCCAUAGACAGUUGUUUUUGGAUAAACAUAGAAAUUGACCCUUUUGCUGUUAAACCUAGAAACUUGUAUUUGUUUUUCUUCAGGCCUCUCAAAAAAGUAUCAAAGAACUGGAACUCACCAGAUCAUAGCACCAGAUGCCCUCUUGCCCCUCCCUAGUUCCUGUUUUCUUACACAUUGUUACAUUUCUUCCCUGCUAUAUAAAUGCCUAGUUUUGGUCAGUCAGGGAGAUGGAUUUGAGACUGAGCUCCCAUCUCCUUGGCCGCAACACCCGACCAAAACAAAACCUACUUUCUUGGCAAUACUUGUCAUCUCAGUGAUUGGCUUUCUGUGUGGCAAGCAGCAGGACCUAAACCAAACCUACUGUUUUCGUAACGUAACUACCAUCUUAUUUAUCUGCUUCUCUUCACAGAAAAACUCUCUAGGGGGAACUGUGUAUACUUACUGUCCUAAAUUUCUCUCCUCUCUUGGUCUUUUGAACCAACUCAAAUCAGGCUUUCAUCUCUACCACAGCAGCUCUUGCGAAGGACACCAGUGACCUCCAUGCUUUCAAAUGCAAUGGUUACGUCUCUGGCUUCAUGCUGCUUAUCUGCAGUCUUUGACACAGUUAAUAAUUACCUCCUUCUUGAAAUGCUUUCUCAGCUCUGGGGCAUCUUUCUCAUGUUCUCUCACUUUUCUGGCCACUGCUUCUCAAUCUCCUUGGCUGACUUCUUGGAGUGCCCCAGUCCUGGGCAUCCCCCUCUAAGUGAUCUCUCCCAGUCUUGGGGCUUUAAAAACUAUACACUUACAACACCCACAUUUUAAUCUCCAGACCCAACCUUUUUCCUGAAUGCCAAAUAAAUUUGGCGUACAAUUUAUUAUUUAACUAAUUUCCUAUGAAGCACCUUCAUUUGGAUGUGUCAUUGACAUCUCAAACUUGACAUGUUCACCCAUCAAUACACAGUAAUCCUCUCUUAUUCAUGGUUUCAUUUUCCUUGGUUUCAGUUACCUGCGAUUAUCUGCAGUCUAAAAAUAUUAAAUUGAAAAUUCCAGAAAUAAUUCCUAAGUUUUAAAUUGUGCACCAUUCUGAAUAGUGUAAUGCAAUCUUGCUCCAUCCUGCUACAUCCCACUCAGGACAUGAAUCAUCCCUUUGUCCAGCAUAUCCAUGCUGUAAACAUCACCUUGUCCUUAGUCACUUUGUAGCCAUCUUGGUUAUCAGAUAGACUGUCAUGGUAUCACCGUGCGUGUGUUCCAGUAACCCUUAUUUUACUUAAUAAUGGCCCCAAAGUGCAAGAGUACUGUGCCUAAUUUAUACAUUAAACUUUAUCAGAAGUAUGUAUAGAUAGGAAAAAAAUAGUAUGUAUAGGGUUCAGUAUUAUCCACAGUUUCUGGCAUCCACAGUGGGUCUUCAAACUCCCCCUCAGAUAAGGGGGUACUACUGAACUCCCAUUGCAAUCCUCCCUGUGCCAGUAAAUGGCAGCUCUAUUCCUUCACACCAGAAAAUCUUGUUAUCCUUUAUUUUUUGCUUUCACGUACCACAUCGAAUCCAUUUCUUUUUUAAUCCCGUUUUCCCUAGUUUCAGAAUAUAUCCACAACCCACUCUGGGUCCAAGCCACUUCUUGCCAUCUCUGAGAUGAUGGUGUUAAAACAUAUACCAGGUUAUGCUACUUUUCUGCUAAAGUCCCUCAAUGCCUUCCCAUCUCACCUGGAAUGUCAACAUCCUUACAGUGGCCUAUAAGGGCAUUGUGAUAAUCUGUCCUACAUUUGGCCCUAACUCAGCUGCCACUGCCACUUCUCUGACCUCAUCUACUAUUUCUUUUGUCACUUUGCUAAAGUCACACUGGCCUCCUUGCUUCACCCAGAACACCCUCAAAGCAUGUUCUGUCUCAGAGUCUUUGCCCUUGCUGUCUCGGUCUCAAAACUUCCCCCAUAUGCCUACAUGGCUGACUCCCUCCCUUCAGGUCUCUGUACAAAUAUUCCUUUACUGUCAGAGACCUGUAUCAAAUAACUUCUCAUUCCCCCACUCAUUUUCUGCUUCAUUGCCUUUCGUAGUACUUAUCACCAUAUACUUUGCUUACUGGUCCGUCUCCAGUGCUUUGAAGAAUGUUUGGCAAAUGUAGUCACUCUAAAUAUCUGUUGGAUGAAAGAAUGAAUGAAAAUAAUAACAGAGCUUUGGAAUUUUUUUAAGGGUAAAAAACUAUAUGAUUAAUUUCAGUUUCAAAAAAAAUACACUGUCUCCAAAGUUUAUAUCAUAAAAGCAUAGGUUUGAUGUCAUAUAGAAAAUAGAAAACCCUAUAGAUUUUCUUUCCUGGAAGGCUAUUGUGGAUGGAAGAGACCAGGCUAUGACCCUGGCUAUACUUUCUUGCUCCAUGAAUCAUCUUAACAGGCCAAGUUGCAGGACUGUAAGAGGGGCUGUCAUAUAGAACCAUGAGAAAAGCAGUAUUUCAAAACUCUUAUAUUUUUACAGAUAAUGAUCCAUUUUAAGCUAUUGGCAUUGCAAUAAAUGCAGAGUUAUUGGAUGUGGGUGGGGAUUCUGAAUUUUGUUUUCUGGUCUAAAUGUUUAAAAAAACCAUAACAAUUUUUUUUUCUGAAACAAGAAAUAAACAACAGUGAAAGUAUCCUCCUGCCAAAUGCAGCUUGAAGACAGCCUAAUGACAUUUGGGUCUUAACAAUCUUCCAAGGACAACAAUUCUGCCUCCCUGGGAAGCCUCUAACAUCUGUAUAUAUUCAGCUCCACUGAAUGUUGCAUGAAGUUUCAUUGUAGAAAAUUGACACAUGCCUUCUGAUUAAUCUAUUGUUUCACUCAGUCUUGUAAAGGGCACACCCUGUAGUUUCCAUUUGUUCAUGUAUUUUCCUGCUCACUUAAUAAAUCUUUUUAAAAAAUAAAGAAGGAAGAUAAUGAAAUGAUGUCAUAUGAAGCAAUAUAACAGUGAAAGAAUUUUUUUUUGGUCCUCAUUACUUUUUGUGUCUUUUCACAAAUCUGUUCAGAUUAAGGACAGUGUGUAAUUCAUGCUAAAUGGCCAGGAUCAAGGUCUUCACCUUUCCAGGACCAAAAGCAUUUUGGAGUUCUAUGGUGCUUAGUUACAGAUUACUGAGGUCCUCUUGAAAAAUGCAGGCCAUUAGUUUCAGGGAUAGAUGG
This is a messenger RNA of Nomascus leucogenys (northern white-cheeked gibbon), 13551 nucleotides long. It is a transcript of the gene TNIK, whose product is annotated as TRAF2 and NCK interacting kinase. Gene Ontology annotation, biological process: protein phosphorylation. The record is from RefSeq and is a predicted model, not a curated record. The transcript is spliced from 34 exons. Bases 359 to 4450 code for a protein of 1363 amino acids. NCBI's taxonomy places the organism in Eukaryota, Metazoa, Chordata, Mammalia, Primates, Hylobatidae. Gene Ontology annotation, molecular function: ATP binding; protein kinase activity.